AUGGGUUUAGUCAACGGGAGAGCGUUGACCUCUCUCCUCGCGGCGUUGACCAUCAUCGUCGUCGUCGUCGACGCGAGGUUCGUCGUGGAGAAAGAGAGCAUAAGCGUUCUGAAUCCGGAGGAGAUGAGGUCGAAGCGCGACGGCUCCAUCGCGAAUUUCGGUUUACCCGAUUACGGCGGGUUUCUAAUCGGGUCAGUGGUUUACCCGGAUAGUAAAACCGAUGGUUGCUCUGCUUUUGGUAAAACCUUCAAGCCCAAGUUUCCUCGCCCCACUAUUCUCCUUCUCGAUCGUGGAGGCUGCUACUUUGCCUUGAAGGCAUGGCACGCGCAACAAGCAGGAGCCGCAGCAGUUCUUGUGGCAGACAAUGUAGACGAGCCAUUGUUGACAAUGGAUUCACCAGAGGAGAGCAGAGACGCAGAUGGGUUCAUAGAGAAGAUAACAAUCCCAUCGGUACUAAUCGAGAAAUCAUUCGGAGACAGCUUAAGACAAGGGUUUAAGAAAGGCAAAGACAUAGUCUUGAAGCUAGACUGGAGAGAAUCUGUGCCUCAUCCUGACCAGAGAGUAGAGUACGAGCUGUGGACUAACAGCAACGACGAGUGUGGUGCAAGGUGCGAUGAGCAGAUGGAUUUCGUCAAGAACUUUAAAGGUCAUGCUCAGAUACUCGAGAGAGGCGGUUACACCGCGUUUACGCCGCAUUACAUCACUUGGUUUUGCCCGUUUCAGUUCAUAAACAGUCCACAGUGUAAGUCUCAGUGUAUAAACCGUGGGAGGUAUUGUGCUCCUGACCCUGAGCAUGAUUUCAGAGAAGGGUAUGAAGGGAAAGAUGUCGUGUUUGAGAAUCUGAGACAGCUUUGUGUGCAUAGAGUUGCGAAUGAGAGUAGCCGAGGUUGGGUUUGGUGGGAUUAUGUUACUGAUUUUCAUGCUCGGUGUUCGAUGAAGGAGAAGAAGUAUAGCAUAGAGUGUGCUGAGAAUGUCAUCAAAUCUCUGAAUUUACCUAUUGAGAAGAUCAAGGAAUGCAUGGGUGAUCCUUUGGCUGAUACAGAGAACCAAGUUCUGAAAAUAGAGCAAGUAGUUCAGAUUGGCAGAGGAGAGCGAGGAGAUGUUACAAUAUUGCCAACAUUAGUCAUCAAUAACGCUCAAUAUCGAGGGAGAUUGGAGAGAACCGCUGUUCUAAAGGCGAUAUGUGCAGGAUUCAACGAAACAUCUGAUCCUCCCAUUUGCUUAAACACAGGUCUUGAGACUAAUGAAUGUCUUGAAAACAAUGGUGGUUGCUGGAAGGAUACAAAGGCAAACAUAACUGCUUGCAAAGACACAUUCAGAGGAAGAAUCUGCGAGUGUCCGGUUGUUAAAGGUGUUCAAUAUAAAGGCGAUGGGUAUACUUCAUGUACACCUUAUGGGCCUGCGAGGUGUACUAUUAACAAUGGAGGUUGCUGGUCUGAUACAAAAAAUGGCUUAACUUUCUCUGCUUGCUCAGACUCUGUGUCUACUGGCUGCAAAUGUCCUGAAGGAUUCCAUGGCGACGGUCAGACCUGUGAAGAUAUCAACGAAUGUAAAGAGAGUACAGUGUGUCAAUGUAGCGGUUGCAGAUGCAAGAACACAUGGGGAGGACACACAUGUAGCUGUUCUGGUGACAGGCUUUACAUAAGCGAUCAAGAUACUUGUAUAGAGAGAUAUGGAUCCAAAACAGCAUGGUGGCUCACACUCUUGAUCCUAGCUGUAGUGGCUGUAGCCGGUUUAGCUGGUUAUCUAUUCUACAAAUACCGGUUCAGGUCUUACAUGGACUCGGAGAUUAUGACGAUCAUGUCACAGUAUAUGCCACUUGAGAGCCAAAGAGCUCGUGAAGUUCCAUCAGAAGCCGAGCCUUUCACACACAACUCUACAGCCUAA
This is a messenger RNA of Microthlaspi erraticum, 1887 nucleotides long. The record is from the annotation of a GenBank genome assembly. NCBI's taxonomy places the organism in Eukaryota, Viridiplantae, Streptophyta, Magnoliopsida, Brassicales, Brassicaceae.